CUUUUCCAAAAGCGCACGCUCUUCCUCUGCGCUAGUUUUCUAGAGGAGAAUGUCUUACGCCCUGAAAUUUAUCUGGGUUUGUGAGUUGGGUCGGGUCUGUUGCACAGACCAUGGUUAACAAAGAUGCACGGUGUUUAAGGGUGACCCACAAGGCAUAGAGAUAACCAACUUGAUAGAGGAGGAGGGGGGUCGGCUGUUGCCACGAAAGCAGGUCUAGUCAGAGAAGGUUGGAAGCCACGGGUGAGGGAAGCGGGAUAAAUGAGAGCAAGUCAAGGCAUAGAGCGCGUGGUGGAAGAAGAAUAGGAAGCAUCAGUAGUUGUUUUUAAGUAUUAGAACAAGAUGACUUCCACACUACACUCCACUCUCCAUGCUUUUUCCUUGCUUUACAAAUUGCAUUAGCUAAUUCAUUGCUUCUUCUUCUUGUAUUUCCAUUCCAUCUGCAAGUUAUCCACACCAAUUUGACCACUGAAUUUCAGCUGCCCCACUUUGCACGCAAUUAAACCGUCAUACCCACAUGCCCACUUUGAUUUAAGCUUCCACAAGCAGUUACUCACUUUAAGAAUUGAAGCCUGAAUUGCUUGAAUUGUGAAUUGGGUCAGUGAUUUGUUUUGUACACUGCUUAGGAUUGAAGGUCGAGUAGAAGUGGAGUUCACAGCAUGACAGAAGUGGAUAAAUUGGUUGCUGUGGAGGUGGCAAAGAAGCAAGAAGAGGAAGAAUUUGUGCUGCAUCGGCAGCAGGAGGUGCACCCACUUGGGAAUUUCAGCUACUUCUGCAAAAUUUGCAGCAAGAGAUUUGUGUCUGGAAGAGCCUUGGGUGGUCACAUGAGAGCCCACGGCCCUGUGGUCAUGGCAGAACCUGGUGAGAAGAAGAGGAUGCUUUUCAAGUCAGUGGAGGAAGAGGAAGGAGAAGAAGAGGAGGAAUUGAAUGGUGAUCAAUUGUAUACUCUGAGGAGGAAUCCCAAACGCAGCUGGCGGUUUUCGGAUCAGGAAUACCCAUUUAUGAUGGGUGCCCAAUCCCAAGAAGAAGAUGGGUCUACGGAGAGUGAGAGUGAGGCUGAGAUUGAGCAGCACCCUGCUUCUGAAAACUACCCAAAUGAGAAUUCAAGAAGCUUUGAUAUGUGGCUGAAGGGAAAGAGAUCCAGGAGACCCAGGUAUGCGAUCCAAAGUCAGUCACAUCAUGAAGAGCAAUUCAGUUCAGAUACUAAUGAAGAGGAGGACAUGGCACUCUGUCUUGUAAUGCUUGCCAGUGGUGUAAACACUGCCACCCAAAAGCUGGAAUUCCAUGGUGGUGAGCAGCAGCCUGGUUUCCCUCGAUCAAGCGACCUCAAGGUGCCCAAGAUCAACAAUGCUUUGGAGCUUCCUAAAUGCAUCAAGAAGAGGCCUAAAACUAAGAUGGUGGAUGCUAAUGUGGAUCCCUCUGAUGAUAAGAAAACCAGGUAUGAGUGCACUACAUGCAAUAAGACUUUUUAUUCAUAUCAGGCACUAGGAGGUCACAGGGCUAGCCACAAGAAGGUCAAGGGUUGUUUUUCAAGGAUUGAUGGGAUGGAGGAGAAUGAAAGCCUAGAAGAAGAGAUUACCGAUGAAGAGCCCAUUAGCAGAUCAGCAGAUUCUCAGUUGCCCAAUGAUUUCCCAAAGCCUUCUGCCAAGGAACAGACCAAACGUACCUUUGAUGAUGCAAGAGAGGAAAGUGGUGAAACAACACUCCAGCCUGGUAUUCCUUCUUCUGUUAAAAAGACCAGGAUCCAUGAAUGCUCAAUUUGUCACAGGACCUUUGCUUCAGGGCAGGCUUUGGGUGGUCAUAAAAGAUGCCAUUGGGGCAGCGCAGGAAAUUCAGAUACUAUUAGUACUGUGUCAAGCACCAAGGAGCCCCCUGUGCAGCAGCAGAGGCCUAUGAGGUCGGAGAUGCUGGACCUAAAUUUGCCUGCCCCUGUGGAUGAUGACUCCGAAGCUAGACAGCUCAAUGUUUUAGGUGUGAAUGUUAAAAAUUCUCACAAGCCUUCCAAUGCUGAAACUCACAGCAAAGUGAGCCCUCCUUUUUUCCAGUCUUGGUGGAUGGGCACCUACCCAAAACAAGGACAUUUCUUGUACAAUAAUCACGCUCUGAUGUCUAUAGAAGAUGAAGCAGACAGUAAGCUCGGAAAGAAAAUUGAAUUUGGUGGGGUAGAAGAUUUGAAAGUCUCAAGCAGGUUACAACCUUGGUUGCAACUGUGAGCAGACAGUGCUAUGUAAUUGAUAAAUUCUUCUACAUUCUUUGUUCCAUUGAUGUACAUGUAAUUCUAUAAUGCUCAGAUUCAUAGAUUCUAUUUAGCUCA
Messenger RNA from Cryptomeria japonica (Japanese cedar), 2311 nucleotides. RefSeq names its product zinc finger protein ZAT4-like. The record is from RefSeq and is a predicted model, not a curated record. Bases 657 to 2210 code for a protein of 517 amino acids. The transcript has a single exon. Lineage: Eukaryota; Viridiplantae; Streptophyta; Pinopsida; Cupressales; Cupressaceae.